This is a messenger RNA of Parastagonospora nodorum SN15, 819 nucleotides long. RefSeq lists its product as hypothetical. The coding region runs from base 1 to 819 and encodes 272 amino acids. The transcript has 3 exons. The record is from RefSeq and is a predicted model, not a curated record. Gene Ontology annotation, molecular function: arylformamidase activity. NCBI's taxonomy places the organism in Eukaryota, Fungi, Ascomycota, Dothideomycetes, Pleosporales, Phaeosphaeriaceae.
AUGACUGAUCCCAAGAACACAGCUGGCCAGCGUUUGACGCAGAUCAAGGAUUUUUUGACCAUGAACGAGACUGCAACUACCAUUCCCUGGGACCCCGACUGUACGAAGUUCCCGACGAGAAAGGAGCUACCUCAGAUACCGGGCGCGCCGGAGGAAGCGGCUUGGGUUUGGGGUGACAAUGACUACGUGCGCGCCCCUGCAUUCGGUCGAGAGGUCUUUCAGCAUGAGAUCAAGACGCUUGCUGAAGGGUAUGCUUACGAUGAUUUGUACACCAUGAACACGCAAUCGGGAACGCAAUGGGAUACGAAGGGAACGGACAUUACUGGGCCAUCAGCAAACCAUAAAUGUUCCAUCCACCACUGGGCUGAGCACGGUAUCGCUGGGCGUGGAGUACUGCUCGAUUACCGAGGCUACGCACACAAAAAGGGCAUUAAUUAUGAUCCAUACGAUUACUAUCCAAUUUCGUGGGAGGCACUUUACGAAUGUGGCAAAGACCAGGGUAUUGACAUCCGACCCGCUGCGCAAGGCGGCGACAUCAAGAUCGGAGACAUGCUGUUCAUCCGCAGCGGCUGGAAAGAAGCGUACGAUAACAAAUCCGAUGCCGAUCGCACGAAAGCUGCGUUGAGACAUGGCACUGGUAAGGACGGCGAAGAUGGUCAGCGCUAUGCUGGCGUGAGUCAGGAGCAGAAGAUUCUCGACUGGCUUCACGACUGCUACUUUUCAAGCGUUGCUGGCGAUGCGCCUGCUUUUGAGGCAUGGCCCACACACGAAGGUCAGUUGCAGCGUCCGUUCAUCUCGUGCGUUCUCCUGACAUCUUAG